This is a messenger RNA of Camelina sativa (false flax), 1770 nucleotides long. The record is from RefSeq and is a predicted model, not a curated record. NCBI's taxonomy places the organism in Eukaryota, Viridiplantae, Streptophyta, Magnoliopsida, Brassicales, Brassicaceae.
AGAAAGCAGCCCUAAUAUAUAUCCGAGGAGUUAAUCCCUAUACCCUAUACAUUAAUUAACCUCAACAUCGUUUUAGGGUUUUUUCUUUCAGCCGAACAUGGAUCAUUCGGAUGAUGAGAUAAUGUAUAUCGACUCGGAAGAGGAGAAUCUUCUCAGCGAUGAUGAAGAAAGAGAAUCUGAUGAAAACUACGACGGAUUAGCUGAUCAGGACGAUCACAUGAAACGAUCUAAGAAAAGUUACGUAGUUCUCAAGGAAGAAGACAUCCGCAAGCAUCAAAGAGACGAUAUCGAACGAGUUUCCACGGCUCUCUCUAUAAGCCAAGUCGAAGCGAUCGCUCUGCUUCUUCACUAUCAAUGGAGCGUUAGUAAAGUCGAAGAUGAAUGGUUUGCGGAUGAAGAGAAAACCCGUGAAACCGUUGGUAUACUGAAGGAGCCUGUCGUUGAUCUUAACGGUGAAAAAGAAAUUGAAUGUGGGAUUUGCUUCGAGUCAUACACUGGAGGGGAAAUCGAAAGGGUUUCUUGUGCUCAUCCUUAUUGCAUUACUUGCUGGACUGGUUACAUCACUACAAAAAUCGAAGACGGUUCGGGAUGUUUGAGAGUUGUAUGUCCUGAGCCUUCUUGUUCUGCUGCUGUUGGUCAAGACCUGAUCGAUAAGAUCGCUAAGAAAGAACAUAAGGAGAAGUAUUAUACGUAUUUUCUUAGGUCUUAUGUCGAAGAAGGGAAGAAGUUUAAAUGGUGUCCUUCACCGGGAUGCGAAUACGCGGUUGAUUUUGGUGGAAGUAGUACUAGUAAUUACGAUGUUUCUUGUUUGUGUUCGUUUAAGUUUUGCUGGGAUUGCUGUGAAGACGCUCAUAGUCCUGUGGAUUGUGAUACCGUGUCAAAGUGGUUACUAAAGAACAAGGAUGAGUCCGAGAACACGAACUGGAUACUUUCUAAGACAAAGCCUUGUCCUAAAUGCAAGCGUCCGAUCGAGAAGAACCAAGGAUGUAGCCAUAUGUCAUGCUCAGCUCCGUGUAGAUUUCAGUUUUGUUGGAUUUGCCUUAAACCAUGGAGCGGUCACGCGGCUUGCAAUAAGUUUAAAGGAGACAAUGAGGAUGAAACUAAGAGAAAAAGGGCUAAAGAAGCGAUCGAUAGAUACCACCAUUAUUUCGAAAGAUGGGAAUUCAAUCAAUCGUCUUGGCUGAAGGCUAUAAGUGAUCUGGAGAAAUGGCAAUCGGUGCAGCUUAAGGAGCUUAGUGCAAUAUUGGGCACACCAGAAACUCAGCUCCAAUUCACCGUAGAGGCAUGGCUUCAGAUCGUUGAAUGUAGGAGGGUCUUGAAAUGGACCUAUGCAUAUGGAUACUACCUACUUGAUCAUGAACCCGACAAACGACUUUUUUUCGAGUAUUUGCAAGGGGAGGCGGAAACUGGUUUGGAGAGACUUCAUCAUUGUGCAGAAGAGGAGUUGAAACAGUUUAUCGGUAGAACUGAAGUCCCACCGAAAAAAUUUACUGAGUUCCAAGUGAAAUUAAUUGGUUUGACUACAGUAACUAAAACCUACUUCGAAAAUCUGGUGAAAGCUUUGGAGAAUGGGCUUGCUGAUUUGGUAUAUAGUAAGACCAAACAAACAGAAGAAUCUGGUGGUAAAUCAAUAGAAGAAUCUGGUGGUUUGAACCUUUAUGACCAAAUGAUAUUCUCACAAUUCUCUGGUGACGAACAUUUAGAGGACUAGAGGACUAUAGUGACGUCGUUUGAGGGAAGCCUAUCAAAAGAUAUUAUAUGAAGCUCCAA